CUUCGGAGUGCGUGCGUUAUCUGUUACCAUCUUUCCCUCUAGUCAUGACAUAGUUCACUGUAAUUACUGUUUAUAACGGAAAUUUAUAACGGAAACAUUAGCAAGUAUCCAGUCUUUUGUUUACUUUUUGGAGUUUGUAAAGUGCUUCGUAAGGGCAUUCCUUUUUAUCUACAUUGAUAGGUUAGUAUGUCGUGUUAAAAUCGAGAUGAUCGAGAAAUACCGCAAGUUGUUUUGAAACCAUCUGAAAGCUAUCGUUAAAUUACUUUAAGUCCUUUCUGACUUCAGGAAUAUAUUUAGCUGAUGCAACUUUUCUUAGGAGUCUCCUGUUCGGUAUUUUAUCACUAUCUUAGAAAGCGAAAUUGAUAUGAUUGUUAUGCCUUGAUAUCGCGGCCAAUAAUUUAACUCGAUUAUCGAUUCAUGCUAACUCUGAGUUAGUCUUUAUCGUCUUGUUUUCAUGAGUAUUGGCUAUACUCAAACAAAAUCCUUGCUCCAUUACUACAUAAUAGCAACUAAUACAUUCCCUAUCGGUUGGAUACUUUGUAGUUCGGUUUUAUUGAUGUAGAUUUAAUACACUGUUUCGUUCUGUACCCCCAGAGUAAUCUGCACGUUAGAAAGUACCCUUCGUAGUAGUUUCGUAGUGCAAUUAAGUUAUGGGAUAGCUCUGAUAGUUUUGUUUAUAAUUUGUUUGAUUCAUAUUUGUACGUCUAUUGACCUUUUUUCCUUACAGACAGUCCAGAAGAACAUAUCUACGUGCUGUGUCAUAUAAUGUUUUCCCCUGUUGAUGGAACUGAACUCCAAAAGUUGAUAUCAAGCGGACGAAAGUUGGUAGUAUUCUUCUUGUCUUCAAAUGUGCCCCAAUGUGAUCAAGUGCAUAGUGUUCUAAAAAUACUUAGUGAGGACACAGUUAACUCGGAAAUUUCGUUCGUCAACGUGGAUGCAGAAGCCGCUUCUAAAGUUUCGAAACAACUGGAGAUCAGUUCUGUUCCUACGGUAUUAUUUUUCCAUUUAGGUAAAGAAAUUAAUCGUGUUUGUGGUGCAUCUAUUCCUGAGAUUACAAAAUCUGUCAUGAAAUUACAAUCAGUACCUGCUCAUGAUUCAUCCAAUGACCUUUCAUCUCGUCUUCACUCCUUGAUUAAUAAGGCGCCUGUUAUGCUUUUUAUGAAAGGUAGCCCCGAGGAACCUCGAUGUGGAUUUAGUCGUCAAAUAGUCAGCAUUUUACGUUCAAAUAAUGCAACGUUUGAAACAUUUGAUAUCCUACAAGAUGAGGAGGUUCGACAAGGUUUGAAAACCUAUUCUAAUUGGCCGACCUACCCACAAUUAUAUGUAAAGGGUGAGUUAUUGGGUGGUGUGGAUAUUGUACGAGAAUUAGCUGAUUCUGGAGAGUUAGCACAAAUAUUGAUAACUUCGUGAAUCUACCAAAUGAAAUACUCAUCCUCCUAAACUUCUGCCAUGCAUUGUAUUUUUGACUACAAUAUAACCUGAUCAAAUUG
Schistosoma turkestanicum is the source of this 1490-nucleotide messenger RNA. The record is from the annotation of a GenBank genome assembly. Lineage: Eukaryota; Metazoa; Platyhelminthes; Trematoda; Strigeidida; Schistosomatidae.